Messenger RNA from Saccostrea cuccullata (small rock oyster), 4947 nucleotides. Its product is annotated as serine/threonine-protein phosphatase 6 regulatory ankyrin repeat subunit B-like. The coding region runs from base 32 to 4852 and encodes 1606 amino acids. Gene Ontology annotation, cellular component: cytoplasm. Gene Ontology annotation, molecular function: protein binding. NCBI's taxonomy places the organism in Eukaryota, Metazoa, Mollusca, Bivalvia, Ostreida, Ostreidae. The record is from RefSeq and is a predicted model, not a curated record. The transcript has 2 exons.
CCAGAAACUGGUCGACUUGAGCCAAUGCUGCAUGGACGAACAGAUGAGGAAAGUGAUGGAGGAGAAAUUGAAGUCGAACACAUUGUUAGAGGAGGAAAAGAAGCAACGGCAUUUGGUUGAUGAUUGGAAAAUCCAGGACAAAAGAUUUGCCGAGACCAGGGCUUGUAAAGCUGUCAGAGAAGAACUGAAGACAAAAAAUAUUGUAACCAUUGUAGGUAAUUCUGGAUCUGGAAAAUCGUUUAUAGCGCGUCACGUGGCGUUGGAAUAUCAAGCAGACGGCUGGCAGGUAUUUCCACUAGAUCAUGUUUUGGAAUUUAAACGAAUAGCAGAUCCGUCCUUUCCACAUCAACAGUUCUUUGUUUUGGAUGACCCAGUUGGAAAGUAUUAUUUAGACGAAGUAUUCUUCAAUGAAUGGUUAAAGAUCGACAAAUCUUUGAGCAAAAUCUUUGAAAAUGAUAACAUUAAAGUUGUAACAUCUUGUCGUAAGUCGGUAAUGUAUGAACUGACUUAUGCAUGUACGUUAAGUUCUAAUGUUGUUGAAAUCGAUGAUCAGAAACUGCAAUUAGAUAAUGAGGAGAAAAGAAGGAUUUUAGAGUGUUAUGUAGGAAAAGAUGUGCUAGGAGAAAAAGAGAUUGAGGUAAUCUUAGGAGCCACACUACUUUUUCCGUUGUUAUGCCGACUUUUUACUGAAAAUGAAUAUACAAAAAGCGGAAUUGAAUUUUUCCAAAAUCCAACUCCAGUGGUGGUAAGUGAAAUAAAUAAAUACAAAGCAGGGAAGAAAGAGAAGUAUUUAGCUCUUGUCCUUCUAGUUCUAUAUGGAGGCACUAUUGAUAGUGACAAGUUUCUUGAUUUUAAUCAGAGUAGAUCAAAAUUUGAAGAAAUUUGUGAGGUCUGUGAGGUAGAAAGAAACAUUUCAAGAGUUGUUAUUGUUAACAAUCUAGAUUCUCUUGUCGGAUCAUUUGUUCAAAAAGUGGGGUCAACCUAUAGUUUUCUGCAUGAUUUUCUGGAGGAUGUAAUGGGUUUUGUUUUUGGAGAAAACUCUCCAGCAACGUUACUUAAAUACUGCAGUUUGAAAUUAAUCAGACAAAAAGUACAUGUUAUUUCGAAAAUUGACAUGGAUAAAGAUCAGGACAAAAAUGAUUUCUGUAUAAUCCUUGACGAAAAAUAUAUCGACUCUCUCGUGGAUAGAUUUUUAAAGGAAAUAUCGUUGAAUAACGUUGUUGAAGUGUGUCUUUGUCCAUUAUUACGUCAUGAGAAAGUUAUCCAAAAUGUUUCAAAGUGCAUAAAUGACCUUGCAACCUACGACUUUAUAAACGUAUGGAUAAGUUGCCAAAAUCAGCGUAUAAUAUUUCCAUGUUCAGACGCUGCUUUUGAAGAGGAACGAAAACGUUUCGUGAACAAAGUUGAAAUAAUUGAGGACGAUCCCACACUUUCUGCAUUGAAUAUUCUAUUGAUGUACAAUCAUGAUGAAAUAUGUGAAUGCAUCCUUGAACGGCUUGAAAAUGAAAAGUUUACAUUAAAUACGUUAGAAAGUAGAAAAUUAUUUUUAGCAAGCUGCACAAAUGGAAACAUGGAACUUGUACACAGAGUAACAUUUCUUUGUGGGGAAGACAUUUGGGCGAAACUUUCAUAUGACAACGAAUACUAUAUGCCCUUGCAUCUUUCAGCAGCAUUUAAUAAUAUCAAUAUUUCUACUAUUUUACUGAAAAUGAAUUGUGAUGUGAAUUGUCAAAAUAAUGGCUAUACAGCAUUACAUUAUGCUGUCUGUAAUAGGCAUUAUAAAUCUGCAAAGGUACUCCUGGAAAACGGAGCCGAUAUCAACAUGUGUUCAAAUGAGAGUAACCGUACUGCGUUGUUUUGUGCCUGCGAAGAUGGAUUCGAAAAUAUAGUUCACCUACUCCUACAGUAUAAGGCUGAUGUGAACAUUUGUCUUUCCAAUGGCAUGAGUCCCCUCUAUAUUUCUUGUCAACAUGACCAUUCAAACAUCGUAAAAAUGCUUCUCAAAAAUAAAGCCGAUGUAAAUUCAUGUGAAAACAGUGGCUGGAGUCCACUUUCUGUUGCUUCCGAUAAAGGCCACGUCAGCAUUUUAGAAAUACUGUUAGAAUAUAAGGCUGAUGUAGAUAUCUGCGAUAGUAAUGGCCGGAGUCCACUUUUCUGGGCUUCCAGUAAUGGUCAUACAAACGUUGUACAAAUACUCGUGGAAAACAACGCUGAUGUAAACCUCUGUGAUAAUAAUGGUGAGAGUCCACUUUUCUGGGCUUCCAGCAAUGGUCACACAAACGUUGUACAAAUACUGGUGGAAAAUAAAGCUGAUGUAAACCUCUGUGAUAAUCAUGGUGAAAGUCCACUUUCACAAGCUUCCAGCAAUGGUCAUACAAAUGUUGUACAAAUAUUCUUGGAAAAUAAGGCCGAUGCCAAUUUAUGUGUUUUACUUUUCAAUGCUUGCGAAAUGGGUUAUCUAGACAUUGCAGAAAUGCUUUUAGAAAACAGAGCCGAUAUAAAUUUUCGUACGAAGAGCGGCUGUAGUCCACUUUUCACUGCUUCCUGCAAUGGUCACACAAACGUUGUACAAACGCUCCUGGAAAAUAAAGCUGAUGUAAAUAUCUCUAAUAAUAUUCACCAGAGUCCACUUUUAUUGGCUUCCAGCAAUGGACACACAAACGUUGUACAAAUACUCUUAGAAAACAGCGCCGAUGUCAAUUUACGUGAUUUCUUUGGCCGAAGUCCACUUUUCAAUGCUUGCGAAAUGGGUUAUCUACAUGUAGACAUUGUAGAAAUGCUUUUAGAAAACAAAGCUGAUGUAAAUUUUUGUACGAAGAACGGCUGUAGUCCACUUUUCACUGCUUCCUGCAAUGGUCACACAAACGUUGUACAAACGCUCCUGGAAAACAAAGCUGAUGUAAAUAUCUGUAAUAACAAUCACCAGAGUCCACUUUUCUGGGCUUCUAGUAAUGGUCACACAAACGUUGUACAAAUACUGGUGGAAAACAACGCUGAUGUAAAUCUCUGUGAUAAUAAUGGUGAGAGUCCACUUUUCUGGGCUUCUAGUAAUGGUCACACAAACGUUGUACAAAUACUGGUGGAAAACAACGCUGAUGUAAAUCUCUGUGAUGAUCAUGGUGAGAGUCCACUUUCACAAGCUUCCAGCAAUGGUCAUACAAAUAUUGUACAAAUUCUCUUAGAAAAUAAAGCCGAUGUAAAAAUAUGUGAUGGUAAAGGCUGGGGUCCACUUUUCUGGGCUUCCAGCAAUGGUCAUAAAAAUGUUGUACAAAUACUCCUAGAAAACAAAGCCGAUGUCAAUUUGUGUGAUUUUUUGGGCCGAAGUCCACUUUUCAAUGCUUGCGAAAUGGGUUAUUCAAACAUUGAAGUAAUGCUUUUAGAAAACGAAGACGAUGUAAAUUUUUGUACAAAUGGUGGCGGGUGUAGUCCACUUUUCACUGCCUCCUGCAAUGGUCAUACAGAUGUUGUACAAACGCUCCUGGAAAACAAAGCUGAUGUAAAUUUAUGUAAUAAUAAUGGCGAGAGUCCACUUUUCUGGGCUUCCAGCAAUGGUCUCACAGACUUUGUAAAAAUACUCGUCGAAAACAACGCUGAUGUAAACCUCUGUGAUAAAAAUGGUGAGAGUCCACUUUCCUGGGCUUCCAGCAAAGGUCACACAAAGGUUGUACAAAUACUGGCGGAAAACAACGCUGAUGUAAAUCUCUGUGAUAAAAAUGGUGAGAGUCCACUUUUCUGGGCUUCCAGCAAUGGUCACACAAACGUUGUACAAAUACUGGUGGAAAAUAAAGCUGAUGUAAACCUCUGUGAUAAUAAUGGUGGGAGUCCACUUUCCUUGGCUUCCAGCAAUGGUCACACAAACGUUGUACAAAUACUGGUGGAAAAUAAAGCUGAUGUAAACCUCUGUAAUAAUAAUGGUGAGAGUCCACUUUUCUGGGCUUCCAGUAAUGGUCACACAAACGUUGUACAAAUACUGGUGGAAAACAACGCUGAUGUAAACCUCUGUGAUAAUCAUGGUGAGAGUCCACUUUCACAAGCUUCCAUCAAUGGUCACACAAACGUAGUACAAAUACUUUUGGAAAAUAGAGCCGAUGUUAAUUUAUGUGAUGAUGUUGGUGACAGUGCACUUUUAAAAGCUUCCAAAGAGGGUCAUUUAAACAUUGUAAAACUACUUUUAGAAAACAAAGCCGAUGUUAAUUUAUGUGAUAUUGAUGGCCGGAGUCCACUUUAUUGGGCUUCCAACAAUGGGCAUAUUGACAUUGUACAAAUACUCUUAGAAAACAAAGCUGAUGUUAAUUUAUGUGAUAAUGAUGGUCAGAGUCCACUUUUAAGGGCUACCGACAAUGGUGAUAUAAAAGUAGUAGAAACACUCUUGAAAAACAACGCUUAUGCUAAAUGGUGUGAUAAGGGUGGUUUUAGUGCAGUCCACAUAGCUGCACAGAAAGGCCGUUUACCUAUUUUUAAUAUUCUACUAGGUUUAAAACCACAUUUGGAUUCUCGAACAGCCCUUGAGGGUUUAACUGCGCUGCAUCUUGCAGUGGACAAUUCUCACGAAGAGGUUGUAGAACUUCUGCUGCAGCAUAAUGCUGCUGUUGAAACUAGAGAUAAGCAACAAAGAACCGCAUUACACAGAGCUUGUCUUCUUGGCAAACAGAACAUUAUCAAUAUUCUACUGCAGUUUAAUGCCGAUGCCACAAAGAGGGAUGCUUACAAUGAAACGCCAAUAGAUUUAGCAAGAAGGAGGAGAUGGAUUGAUAUUGAACGACCCCUCAUCAAGUAUGUGAAAGAAAAUAAAUCUCUCACUGGCUCAACCCAUGGAAAGGGAAAUACUUCCAAGAAAUGUAUAAUAAUGUGACUACGUUUAUUCUUUUGGAUUUCCACGCAGAACUUUUUCAACUAGACUGAUCUGAUGUGAUUUUUGUGAAAGAUACGAAAUGUUCCAGAUGGUAU